AUUGGAUUAAAUUUGAUUUGGAAUCUCGUAUUUAUCGCAUUUCUUUUCUGGAUUUUGUUGUUUUCUAUAUUUGUACCCGUUUAAAUAUCAUCAUAAUCAUACAAAAUCUAGUUUUGGUCGGUUGAUUUCAUCCUCAUAUCUCGUUACUAUAUCUGCAGAAUUUUGGUCUAAAAGAUUCAUCAGAAAAUCAAUCAAAAUCUAACAAAACAGAGUACCUCAAAUGAUGCAUCGUUUCGUUGACAAUGUUCUUGCUGUCACCAAAGAUGCAGGUCAGCUAAGACAAUCACUUAUGAAUCUUUGAAUAACAUUGCAAGGUUUAUUAAUGGAGUGUCAGCACUUCUGUUGGCAUUUUUACCUGGCAAUGGUACAAUCCUUGAAGGCAUUCACGGCUGGGAGCUUAGACCCACUUUUCGUGGACCCCGGCUUCCACGCUGGAUGGAAAAUGGGGUGUCUUCUUUCAAUCAUUUCAUUCAUGAGCUUUCAGUGGAAUCCGAUACUUCAAGCAUAGAUGCCUCAUCAGGAGAAGAAGAUUAUGACGACAUAUGUCCCGCAUCUCCAUUAUCUCAGAGUUCACGAGCCUCUAGAUCUAGCUCAUUUUCAAGGUAUGAUAGGCGUCGAACCGGAUGGAUCACAUAUAUAUUUAUGUGGCUUUUGUUUCCCAUUAAGUUCCUGCUUGGGAUUCCAUGCCUUUUCUAUCGUCUGUCUUGUGGUGACUCAAAAUCCUCCACUACUUCGGGAAGUGAUCAAGUUCCUAGUCUACGUUCUCGCAAGAGUAUACAAACCCUCAAGGAUCAUAUGGUUCACCGAACAACUGACAAGAGACGUGGAGUUGUUGAGGAUCUUCAACUAGCUAUUGAGAUUUUCAUAGAAGCUAUAUUUGAUAUUGUUCACAAGGUAGCACAUUUUCUUCUCUCACCAUCUGAGGCAUUCAGAGUAGUGUCUCGCUUUUGUUUCUCACACAACAGCCGGGAUAAAGAAGCUCAUGAAAGUGAUGCAAGAGCUUCUGUUCAAACAUCUACACUUGGAGAAAAUGAUCCAAGUACUACAGAAAGAACUGCCUCUUUCCAGGCACUGAACACAGAUGCUAGGACAUGUCAGGAUGUAAUAACCGAACUUGGGUACCCAUAUGAAGCAAUUCAUGUCAUCACAAAUGAUGGUUAUGUCCUUCUCCUGGAAAGAAUUCCUAGACGUGAUUCGAAGAAAGCUGUUUAUCUACAACAUGGAAUCUUGGAUUCUUCAAUGGGCUGGGUGUCUAAUGGGGUUGUUGGUUCACCAGCUUUCGCAGCCUUUGAUCAAGGAUACGAUGUAUUCCUUGGGAACUUCCGUGGUUUGGUUUCUAGGGAGCACAUUGACAAAAGUAUUUCAUUAAGACAAUACUGGCGGUACUCCAUUAAUGAGCAUGCCACUGAGGAUAUUCCUGCAAUGAUUGGGAAGAUUCACGAAGUAAAAACGGCUGAAUUAAACCUUAGUCAACCAGGUUCUGGGGAAGAAACAAGUGAUGAACAGCCUUACAAGCUUUGUGCAGUUUCUCAUAGUUUAGGAGGUGCAGCCAUGCUAAUGUAUCUCAUAACUCAGAGGAUUCGAGAGAAGCCUCAUAGACUCUCGAGACUCAUUUUGCUGUCCCCUGCUGGUUUCCACAGCGAUUCUACUCUAGUAUUCACAGUAGUGGAGUAUCUAUUUCUUCUUCUGGCUCCUCUCCUGGAACCUUUUGUUCCUGGAUUCUACAUACCAACCAGGUUUUUCCGUAUGCUUUUGAACAAAUUGGCUCGUGACUUCCAUAACUAUCCAGCCGUUGGAGGACUGGUGCAAACAUUGAUGAGUUAUGUUGUCGGCGGAGACAGCUCAAAUUGGGUUGGAGUAUUAGGAUUACCACAUUACAACAUGAAUGACAUGCCAGGGGUAUCAUUUCAUGUGGCGCUUCAUCUUGCACAGAUGAAGCGUUCAGGAAGAUUCAGAAUGUUCGACUAUGGCAGUGUAGCUACCAACAUGGAUAUAUACGGAUCUCCUGAGCCAUUGGACAUUGGCGAGUACUACAGUUUUAUCGACAUCCCGGUUGAUUUAGUCGCAGGACGAAAAGAUAAGGUGAUUCGUCCAUCAAUGGUAAGAAAACAUUACAAGUUGAUGAAGGAAUCAGGUGUAGAUGUUUCGUACAACGAAUUCGAGUACGCUCAUUUGGACUUCACAUUCUCUCAUCGCGAAGAACUCUUGGCUUAUGUCAUGUCUCGCUUGCUUCUCGUGGAACCAACUACUCUUUCGCGACAAUCUAGUCUUAAAGCUUUAAAGCUAAAGAAAAAAGAACUGGUUAAGAAUGAUUCCAAGGCUGAAGAAGAAUCGACAAGCCAGUAAUCAUAUAUUGCAAUCCCGGAAAUGGCGAUGCCCUUCCAUUUUUUUUUGGUUUCAGGAAUCGGCAUUGGCAUUGUACUGAAAAAGGUACGGAUUGGUGUUAUAGAUUAAUACGUAUAGCUUUGUAUAGCGGUUCGGUCAUGUUCCCCACCAGUUUUUUGUGGGGUCAUUGUGCUGAAGUUUAAUUUGAGUGAUGCUCUGAUCAGCUCAGCUCAAAUUGGUAUAUAAAAAUAUAGUAUGGUUUGUAAGAGUAAGUAGUUUUAUGAACUUAAUACUGUAAUUUGUAACAGAUGUUGUAACUUUGUAGUUUUAUGUAUUUCAACGUGUUUUGGCUGCUAUAGGAA
Cannabis sativa is the source of this 2687-nucleotide messenger RNA. RefSeq lists its product as uncharacterized. Lineage: Eukaryota; Viridiplantae; Streptophyta; Magnoliopsida; Rosales; Cannabaceae. Gene Ontology annotation, biological process: lipid metabolic process. The coding region runs from base 436 to 2346 and encodes 636 amino acids. The record is from RefSeq and is a predicted model, not a curated record. The transcript is spliced from 9 exons.